AUGCCAUCUUCUAGUUCUGUCACUCCCCCUGUCCAGGAUCCUGCCAUGGUUUCUCAGCUCGUGCCAUCACCUACACUACUAGUACCCUUGCGAGCUUCUAAAAUGUCGAAACUUGACAUCCCCACCUUCUCUGGCCCACUUGAACCAGCGGCCAUCAAUGGCUGGCUUGGCUGUUGUGAAGACUCUUACCUUGCAUGGUCUGCCCUCAAUGCAGGUCAAGUUAUGCCUCCACAACUUCGCAUUGUGCUCGCUGGGCUCAAGCUUGACAAACCUAGCACCAGCCUCUGGUGGAGCGAGAAUCAUGAUGUACUCAAGCUGCUGGCCACUUGGGAGGCUUUCGCCUUGCGCUUCAAGGACCAUUUCAUUCCCUCUGGCUGGCGUCUAGAUGCACUUGCUCACUUCUAUGCUGUCUCGCAAGGCAACAGCAACUUUCGCUCAUUUGUCGCUAACUUACAAGCAGCUCGGAACACACUUGGUUCAGCAGGUCUCGGAUACACUAUCAGCAAUUCAGUCUUCAAAAACCACCUCUUGUUUUGCGCCCAGUCCAUCCUCCAACUGCGUGUUUGCACAAUACCGAAUCUUGGGUAUGAGAACUUGAAGGUUGAUGCACUCAUCAAUGUCAUGGCAACAACUUGGUCUAGUCUUGUUGCAGAAGGCCUGAUGAAGUCAUUGCCCACUAGACCAAUGUCUACCACUCCCUCUACAUCAACCAUGCCUAGACCGAAGCCUGCAUACCCUCUUCCUGAUCUCAGCUAUGCAGAGCGUGAAGCAUUGCGUUCAGCCGGUGGAUGUUUUCAUUGUCGCUUAUCGCCAUCUGACACUACCUGGAAACCACAUAUUGCGCGCGAAUGCCCAGGUGACCAAAGACGUGGAAUUCCCUCAUGUGCCCCUCAUCAGGCGACAACUGUGGCAGCAGUCACUAUCCCUGAAGGCUACAAGGAAGUCUUCUUGACACAUGGCAACCCCGGUGUCACAGAUUUCUCUGAUCCUAAUGCUGGUCUCAUCGCCACUCUUAUACCCCAUGAUGUUGUCAUGCUAUCAUGUGUUCUUGAAGGUGGCUCCGACAGUGAUGAUUCAGAGGAAGAUGAUUAUGGUUAUGGUUAUUAA
Messenger RNA from Suillus paluster, 1107 nucleotides. RefSeq lists its product as uncharacterized. The transcript has a single exon. Bases 1 to 1107 code for a protein of 368 amino acids. NCBI's taxonomy places the organism in Eukaryota, Fungi, Basidiomycota, Agaricomycetes, Boletales, Suillaceae. The record is from RefSeq and is a predicted model, not a curated record.